AUGGUAGAUAAUAGACCUGUUAUGGAACAACUUCGUAAAAUUGAUAGAAUUCUAAAUCAUUUCAAAAUGAAUAAAAUGCAUAUGGAUGAAACCAUCAUUGUCUCUUCAAUAAUUGAUAAAUUACCCCCAUCAUGGAGAGAUUUCAGAAGAAGUCUUAAACAUAAAGAGGAUGAUAUAUCACUUGAUGAUUUGACCAAAUCUUUGCGUGUGGAAGAAGAAUUUCGUUUGCGAGAUGAACCAGAGGAACAAUCAGUUCCAGAUUCCAAAGUUCAUACGGUGGAAGAAAAACAAACUUCCAAGUCUACAAAUAAGAGGGUUUUCAAUAGUCUUGGUGUUGGACAUAAAAGCAAGAAGCAAAAUGUUUCUUUUGUGGAAAACAUGACCACUUCAAGAAAGACUGUCGAUUUUGGAAAAAGAAGAAGGAGAAAGGUUAGAAAGAAUCUUGUAUUUGGUAGUUUAUUGAACAAAUUUGGGUUCAAACUUGUAUUUGAGGCAAAUAAUUUUGUUUUGUCCAAAGGGGGCAUGUUUGUUGGGAAGGGUUACUUGUGUGAUGGCAUAUUCAAACUCAAUAUUGCCAAUGACAAUAAUAAAGUUGUUUCUACUUAUAUUGUUGAGUCUGGAUUUUUAUAG
Messenger RNA from Pistacia vera, 630 nucleotides. RefSeq lists its product as uncharacterized. The transcript has 2 exons. The record is from RefSeq and is a predicted model, not a curated record. The coding region runs from base 1 to 630 and encodes 209 amino acids. NCBI's taxonomy places the organism in Eukaryota, Viridiplantae, Streptophyta, Magnoliopsida, Sapindales, Anacardiaceae.